Molecule: messenger RNA, 974 nt
Organism: Striga asiatica
Lineage: Eukaryota; Viridiplantae; Streptophyta; Magnoliopsida; Lamiales; Orobanchaceae
Source: the annotation of a GenBank genome assembly
CAAAAAUAUUCUAAACCAAAUUUACCAUAUGCCUAUAUAUAAACCAAUCCCUCGUAGAAAGCAAAAACACAUCAUAGUUAGUUUUAGACCAUCAAACAAUUAAUGGUUCACACAAUGUCUUCCCCAAGAAACACACUUUAUUUUCUAUUUGUGAUGUUUGUUGUUUUAUUGCAAGGAAUAUGCAAGGUUACGGGCCGAGGCUUCUUCUCAUCAUCACAAUACAACAAUGGGCAAGGCUACAAACCAGCACCCAAUUGCGCAAGAUUCGAAUGUGCUUCGUAUGUUGUGGUUCAUAGCCAAAAAGAAUUCGAAAUCCGAAAAUACGAAAAGGCUUUGUGGGUGUCGGCUCCGAGUAUCACUAUGGAUGAUUACAAAAGUGCGGCAAGUAAAGGUUUCCUAAUCUUGUUUAGUUAUUACAAUGGCAACAACACAGAAAAGGUGAAAAUGAACUUGACAAUACCUGUCCUCAUCGACGUCAAAAACACUUCAUACACCGUCUAUUUUCGCCUGCCCAAAGAGUACCAAAACACGAUGAAACUUGUACCUAAGCCCAUCAACAAGAACAUACAACAAGUGACAUUGCCCAAACACAAAUUUGCUGCCGUUACAAGGUAUAGUGGCAACAUUACGAACAAAAUAAUACCGGUUGAAGUUGCCAAACUAAACACGAGCCUCAUGGGUACACCUUACCAGGCGGCAGCUUCGGCGGUUGGUUUCAACGGAUACACCAUUGCCGCUUACAACUCUCCAUUUGAAUUGAAAAACCGCGUAAAUGAAGUCUUAUUCUUUUACGAUUAGCGGUCAGUUUUUUAUCAAUUAUGGUAUGGAAAUUUAAAGUAUUGUAUGCGCGUCAAAAGUGAGGCGGACGAAAGAAAGUAUGCGUAUUUUAUGUAUAUGAAUACUUGGAAAGAUUAUCUCACAAGUUUUGUGUUAAGUCUCGGAAAUUGACACUAUAAGAAAAUGAUGAAAUUCCA